Wickerhamiella sorbophila is the source of this 1218-nucleotide messenger RNA. RefSeq lists its product as hypothetical. The transcript has a single exon. The record is from RefSeq and is a predicted model, not a curated record. Lineage: Eukaryota; Fungi; Ascomycota; Dipodascomycetes; Dipodascales; Trichomonascaceae. The coding region runs from base 1 to 1218 and encodes 405 amino acids.
AUGGGCGUCGCAGGGCUGGCAUCCUCCCUAGAAAAGCUGGCGACCGUCUGCCCCAUAUCGUCGGUCAACAAUGCCAUACUUUACAUUGAUGGAUUGAACCUCGUUGGAGGAAUCUCGGCUAUUUCCCAAAUGAAAGAAUCCACCAAAGCGGACUUUAGAAAACGGGCAGUGAAGGCUGUCCAAGCCAAAAUGAGGCCCAUCAAACAACUACCGUGGAAAAAGAUAUACAUGGUAUUUGAUGCAUAUUAUCCUAUUGAAAAAGUCAAAACUAAAAUCACUCGAAAAAGGCAGGCCAUCUGGAAGAAACCUCAUUUGAGCGCGAUGUCAGAAAUCCUUCGUUACCUUAUUGACGAGGAAACAUCUAUUGAGCUCAUUUUCAGUGGCCUAGAAGGAGAAGCCGCAAUUGUACAGCACAUUUAUGAAAACCAGCAAGAUCGGACUUCAAAGCGCUUUAUUCUCUCAGACGACUCAGACAUCUACACCUUCGAUCUGCCGCUGAAACGGCUUAUAUUCGGCGUUUCAACAGACCAAAUUGUUCACGGUAACAUUCGAUCAAUCAAGGUAUUGCAGUUUGGUAAAGUCUGGGACUCUAUACCAAGCAAUCGCAGGAUCAAGCUGCCUCUAGACUAUAUUCCUGAGUCGGUGUUCAACCCAACGCUGCCUAUCAGAAACAAAGUACAGUGCCUGAAUCUGAUUUCAAGCCACAACAAAUUGAUUGAGUUCAAGUCGCCUUUUGUGACCCCAGAACUCACUGGAACACAUGAGCUCGGCUUGUUCUAUCGCAAAGCGAAAUACAGACUUAUUGCGGACGAGUUCUUCCACGGUAGGGACUUUACAAUAAUCGAGUAUAUCGAGAAAGAUUUCGAUAUUGUCGAAACAACAGUGCAGAAAGCUACUGAGGAGGAGUUUGCCCAGGUGAUUGAGGAUUUAAUGACCCUCCCAAUCGAAACACUUGUUUAUAACGAGCUCAAAAGAGUUCAAAAGGACCUCGGGUUCUCGAAUAAGGAGAUUAAUAGCGUUUACGCAUUUUUGGCUGAUUUAAUACGCGGCAAGUGCACCACCGGUAUGGCACCAAGCUUUCGGACAUUCCAAGCAAAGGCUCUGCUAGAAGCACUGCUCGCAGCAAUCAGCAGCCUUGUAUCUUUCGCCCAGAUAGACCGGGAUAUUAGGCGGUUUGUUCAAAUAAGCGAAUUCGAGCUCUGUAAAUAUAUAGUUUGA